Messenger RNA from Toxotes jaculatrix (banded archerfish), 5113 nucleotides. Its product is annotated as protocadherin gamma-A4-like. The record is from RefSeq and is a predicted model, not a curated record. The coding region runs from base 232 to 3135 and encodes 967 amino acids. The transcript has 4 exons. Gene Ontology annotation, molecular function: calcium ion binding. Gene Ontology annotation, biological process: homophilic cell-cell adhesion. Lineage: Eukaryota; Metazoa; Chordata; Actinopteri; Toxotidae. Gene Ontology annotation, cellular component: plasma membrane.
GAGACAGAGCAGAGAGUUUCAGUGGAGACGGAAAAUACUUUGAUUUUCGUUGUCGUUUUCUCCUUAAAGUUGGCCGUCAUGAUUACAUCAAAACUUCCCAUCGCUCUCUUUUUAAAACGGAAGUGUUUUCCAUCGAGCCUGGUAGCCUCGUUUUAAUACCGCUAUGGAUACGUUACGGUGAAAGAAGAAGUUAGAAACUUUCCCAUUCCCCGGUCCUCGGAGCGCAGCACAAUGGACUCCAGACAGAGGAAGCGCUCUGGAAGAGGGAGGCUGUGGAGGAUUUGCUUUUAUCUAGCUUGCCUCUCCUGUGCCUCAGCUCAGCUCAGCUAUUCCGUGUCGGAGGAACUAAGGCCGGGCUCUGUCGUUGGGAAUAUUGCUAAUGAUUUGGGUCUUACUGCUCAGCGGAUUGAACAGAGGAAGUUGCGGGUGGUCUCGGAAUCCCCAACGCAGUACUUUGAGGUAAAGCAGGCGACCGGCGAUUUGGUUAUUAAACAAAAUAUAGACAGGGAGCAAAUGUGUGAAGUGACUUCAGUGUGUUCACUGCACCUUCAAAUACUUCUGGAGGAUCCACUGGAAAUUCAUCGCGUCGUGGUGGACAUUCUGGACGUGAAUGAUAACGCACCGCAGUUUUCAACCAGCAACAUUUCUUUGGAGAUAUCAGAGGCGGCCGCGCCGGGCACAAGGUUCCGUUUGGAGAGCGCACACGACCCAGACGUGGGUGCCAACUCGUUACGCACUUACCAUCUCGCAGCAAAUGACUUCUUCACUUUGAAUGUGGAAAGUAAAAGUGAUGGUAGCAAGUUUCCAGAGCUAGUGGUGGAUAAACCUUUGGACAGGGAGACGCAGGCCAAGUUUCGCCUGCUGCUCACUGCUGUGGAUGGGGGUCAGCCGGAGAAAUCUGGCUCAACACUUCUGCUCAUUAAAAUUCUAGACGUAAAUGACAAUGCGCCUGUCUUUGAUGAACCGAUAAAGAAUGUUAGGCUAUUAGAAAAUGUCGCACAUGGCACUUUAGUAACGAAAUUGAACGCGACGGACGCCGAUGCGGGUAACAACGGAGAAAUAUCUUUCCUGUUUAGUAAAUAUACUCCGGAACGGGUUCUCAGACUUUUCAGUGUGGAUUCUAAAAGCGGGGAGAUCCGUGUGAAGGGUGAUGUGGAUUAUGAGAAGGCCACUGCAUACCACAUCACGGUGCAGGCCAGAGAUGGCGGCUCUCCAGCUAUGGAGGGCUCCUGUAAUGUCAUAGUGGACAUCAUUGAUGUGAAUGACAACGCACCAGAGGUGACACUGACAUCACUGACCAGUCCUAUCAGAGAGGACUCAGCACCAGGGACAGUGAUAGCUCUGAUUAAAGCACGGGACCCGGACUCUGGUGCUAAUGGGGAGGUUACAUUAACAGUCCAGCCAGGUUUGCCAUUCAAACUCAAUUCAGCUUUUGACAGCCAUUACAGCCUCAUCACUGCUGGCAGCCUGGACCGUGAGGCUGUCCCAGAGUACACAGUGGUCAUCAGGGCCACUGAUGCCGGUUCCCCUCGCCUUUCAUCGCAAACCACCUUCGUAGUGAAGCUUUCUGAUGUAAAUGACAAUGCUCCCACCUUCUCUCAACCUUCAUACUCUGUGGACAUCCCAGAGAACAAUCCUCCCAGCAGCCCCAUCGCUGCUGUUUCAGCCACUGACCCAGACCUUGGCGAUAAUGCUCGCAUCUCCUACUCCAUCCUUCCCAGCAUGGUCCAGGGCUCACCCAUUUCUUCUUAUGUCUACAUUAACCCAGAGAGUGGCCACAUCUACAGCAUGCGCUCUCUGGAUCAUGAACAGCUUAACGCUUUCCGUAUUGAAGUGCAGACCAGGGAUGCAGGGGUCCCCCCACGGACAGCCAACGUUACUGUGCAUGUGUUUGUGGUGGAUGUGAAUGACAAUGCACCAGUGAUUGUACACCCCUCCUACCCAAAAGACAAAGGAUUACAGCUCACUGUGCCCCCAUCUGCCGGCCCAGGACACCUCAUAAAUAAACUUGUAGGGGUGGAUGCAGACAGUGGGCACAAUGCUUGGCUGUUUUACUCCAUUGCCCCUGGACCAAAUGCUGGCAUGUUUCGUAUUGGGGCACACACAGGGGAGCUCCGCACAGCCCGCAAGUGGGCCGAGGAGGAAGGGGGCUCAGCUUAUGACAUUGUGAUCAUCAUUCAGGACAAUGGUGACCCGCCAAAGUCCUGUUCUGUGAACAUUACAGUAACUGUGGAUGAGAAGAGCAUGGCCAAUGAUGCUCCAGCAAGCCCCCGACACACACCCUUCUACAGCCGCAGUGGGAUGUCGGACAUCACCCUGUACCUCAUCAUCUCUCUAGCCUGUGUAUCAGCUGUUUCCUUUAUCACCUUUGUUGUUCUUAUGGUACGCUGCCUAAGGCACCGUGGCCCUGGGCUGGGAGGCUCUGACUGCUGCUGCUACGGUCGUCACAGGUCCAGCCGCUACCAUCAGAGGCCCAGCAAGGACCUGCACCUGCAGCUCAACACUGAUGGACCCAUACGUUAUAUGGAGGUUGUGGGAGGCCCCCAAGAGCCACACACGCGCACUUACAGACCCUGCUACUCCACCAUAUCCAGCCGAAGUGACUUUGUAUUUAUGAAGACACCCAUGCUGAGUCACAACAACACACUCAACAUGACACUCAGCAGGAAGCACCUUAUGAACUCAGCCAGUGAGCAAAAGCCCCCCAACAAUGACUGGCGCUUCACACAGGGACAGAGACCUGGACCCAGCGGGGCAACCGGAGGACCUGAGGUUGCCAUGGGAACUGGCCCCUGGCCCCAACCCCCUACUGAAGCUGAGCAGCUCCAGGCCCUGAUGGCUGCAGCCAACGAAGUGAGCGAGGCUACAGCCACCCUGGGGCCUGGCACCAUGGGCCUUAGCACCCGCUAUAGCCCCCAGUUCACUCUGCAGCACGUGCCCGAUUACCGCCAGAACGUCUACAUCCCCGGCAGCACAGCCACCCUAACCUCCAACCCCCAGCAGCAGCAGGCCACUGCCCAGCAGGCCACCCAGCAGGCACUGCCCCCGCCCCAGGCCUCAGCCCAGCCCGAGCCCCCCAAGGCCGCCCAGACCCCUGCCUCCAAGAAGAAGUCCACCAAGAAGGAGAAGAAGUAGAUCUGGACGAAGAGAGGUGGAGGAAUGAUAAACCUGGCCUGAUUUGAUGAGAAAUUCAACCCCCCAUAUCCCCCCAUUAGGUAUCUGACUGCUCUGCUGUCACUCAUGCUAGCCACGGUCUAAAUAUUGACAGCAAAUCAAUUUUGGCCGCAUGGGCGAUGCUGAUGGUUCUUUGAAAGAGUGUCAUGAAGAAUCUGAAUGUGUUGAAGGUUGUUGCUGGUGUUGAUAACCCGUGCUGUGCUAAAGGUCUAGUAUUGCUGGUGUACUCUUUGUUGGUAGAUAUUUUUGGCAGGUUAUGGGGGGUUAUUGUGAUUUUUUUUUUCUUCUUCUUUUGGCAAAAUCAGAUUAACUUGGACAAAGAGAUUCAGUGUAACGAACCUUGCUGGGAUGACAAGGCUAUACACAGUGAUGUAUUAAGAGAAGAAAUGUUAAUGUCUUUCAUGUUGGAUUUAUUGUUCUCUUUCCCUGAGGUGGAAAGUCAGCUAUUGUAAAGUACGCUAGUUGCCAUCCAUUAGAUUCCUAUAUAGGGUCAGUCUUGCAGGGUCUUAAAGCAUAAGUCCUGUGGAUAUAAGGCUGUUGUUUGACAGGUAUUACAAACUCUUCUGCAUGCUCUUUAAGGUUCAAACCACAUAUACUAGUUUAGCAUCGCAAACUAUGCAUUGCAAAAGCAAAGAGGAGGACACCCUCAAUCUAUUCUCCUCCCUCCAAUCGCAGGUCAAUAUAAUGCACAUGUAGCAUUUACUUGACACAAAAUGAAAAUUACUUUUGUAAUCAUAGUUUAAAAGAUAAGAUUUUAACCUCCUGUUAUUUUGUAUGACCUGAGCAUGCACCCAGAGGAAGGGCUGGCAGAGGGUGGAGCGGCAUGGCACUGUGUCAUGGAGUCAAGAGCCAUGCUGUCCAUGCAGGUGGUAAAACAGCAGGGACCGGCUUCUUGUAUGACACCUCCAGAUGGGCACAGACAUGUCCUGCACCCUCUACCUUCCCUUCUUCAUACCCAGCUCGUGUCCUCCCCUCACUCACUACCCCAUGUUGAGAGCCAAACAAAGAGAAAUGCACUGUUCGUAUUCUGGAGAUGAGAUGCUGUAGGGGUAGUAAAUCACUUUGGUCUUUAGGGAAACGCGUAGAUGUGGUAAACUUAAGUGCUUAGGAGUUUCUAGACACUUUGCAGGCCUCUAGGGCCUCGACAGAGUAUUUCCCCUCACUAUCCUGAAGUGCUGAAGAAACUUAUUGAUGUGACACAGUAACAUGUUUUUUUUCUUUGGGAGAUAAUGAUUCGAUAGCAUAGAGGAAUUGUUUGUAUAAGAAAUGAAGUCUUUACUUUGCCAUCCAUCUGUCUGUCUGUCAGGCCCCUGGCCAGAUAAAACUGCAUGAGAUAAGGCAGCUUGCAGGCUGGGUCGGGGGAGUGGAGGGAGCUGUGCUGAAGGGUACACAGACUGAGGUGGCACCAUUACAUCAACCAGGGGGGUGGGGAAAAACAAAAUCUAGGCUCUACCCACUGAAUGUACAGAGGAACCACUGUUGACCCGUCCACCCCCUAAACUUUCUCUAAUGCACUGACCCAGGUAGGGGUCAACAGAGCCAUGCACAGCUGUCCCUGUUGGUGAGGAGAUACCACUCGAGAGCCCUUUGAAACGUCCUUUCUCCACUGAAAUCAGUGGGAAACCUCAGCCUUUUUACCACUCGCCUCUCCCCUCCGCUCUCUGGUCCUGUGAGGCUCUUCCCCACUGUAAAUAAACACAAGUCCUGUCGAUGGUAUGAGCCAGUUGUUUGUAUAGUAGGGACCACGUCCAACAUUUUCAAAAUAAAAGUCCCUCUCCACAAGGCGUGGCUUACUACUGGAAUGUGUUGCAUUUUGUUUUUCAAGAAAAAUACAAAAACCACAGUUUAAAAAAAUAAAUAAAUAAAAGAAUAAUGAAUAAAAAUCUGAGAUGUUCUUCAACAGUUUGUGUUGCAAUGUAGUAACUAAGCACCAUGGAAG